GCUUACCUGGGUCUAGUCGCAGCCGCACAAUGCUGGAUUGCAUCAUUGGGUACACGAAAUAGAAGCCUGCAUCGUAUAGACGAUCCUGAUCAUCCGGAGAUCUGUGAGGUGACCGGACGGGUAGUCGUGUAUAAAUACCGUUGACAAAUCCCGCUCGGCACUUGGCAAACUCUGUCAUGCUCGCUAUACGAGCUUCUUUAUACCGCCCGAAGCCGCCGCAGUAGCAGUCACGAUGAGAUUCGGUCUCAUUUCGACGGUGUCGCUCCUCGCAGCAAGAGGCGUUCUGUCGACCAAGACCCCGCUAGGUUUCGAGCGACGCGCUCUACUGCGCGAGUUCUCCAAGCGCGCUGACGACUCUACAUGUUCGACAUGCUCACUGUACGAAGAUGCACCGUCCACCGCGGCACCUAAACCCAACGUCUGGAGCUCGGUCUCGGCGGAAGACAAUACGGCAGUGUGGCAACUUCUCCACGACCCAGCUUCAGGGCUCAAUUUGACGGACGUGUCAGUCGCAGGUGUGAAUGACAACUAUCUGUUCUACAUCGACACAGUACCCAUGAACAAGUCGGAGGUUUUGCCCUACCUAGACGGCCCGGGACCUAAGCCUGCUCAGUAUGCCAGGGCCAUCAUUUUCGAGGGCGGUAAAGAAGAGCCAGUGUCGCAGGAAUACAUGGUCGGUCCCCUACCAGUCAGCAGCGAGACAACAAUCCAGAAACUGGACUACCUAUACAACGGUGGUGCGGGAGGUUCCGUCCCGUUCAAUGGCAGGACCUUUGAUGCCAUGCGGAUCCUAGCAUCCGAUCCAAUCCUGGUGGAUGUCAUGUCAAACAUCACCGACAUCACGGCGAAGCUGUUGGGCGGUGUUUGGUAUGGAGACUACGAUGAGAGGUCAACAUUGACGUCCAUCACAACCUCCCCGACAUCAUUCGACGGCAAUUCAGCCUACCGUAUUGUGGUCUUCAAGUUCCCCGGGCCGGCGUCUUACCUGCGCUCGGUCGACUUCUAUCUCAUGGUGGAAUGCACAGGCACCGACACCUCUCUGUACAAGUUGAAAGGCAUUGUAACCAACACCAGGUUCUUUCCGACCGUCGAAGACUUGCGCACAGCGUUUGAGGCAGGAGAACUGACGGAGCAGUUCUACGUGCCCGAGGACUAUGAUUGGGCACUAGUCAACCUCGACGAGUCAAUGGGCAAGCGUGACCUCGAGGAAAAGUUCGCGCCGCAAAGCAUCGCACUCGGUGGGAAACGCUACAAGCUCGACAGCGAGCAGAAGUAUGUGGAGUAUAUGGGUUGGUCGUUCUAUGUCGCCCACACGUUGAGCCUUGGUGUCAUGUUCUAUGAUAUCCGCUUCAAGGGUGAGCGCAUCUUGUACGAGUUGUCCAUGCAAGAGGCCGCCGCUCAAUACGGAGGCUUCUCACCCAAAGCUGCCACCACACUCUACCAUGAUACCUACUACCAGCUAGGAGGCAGUCUGUACCAGCUCGUGGAAGGUUUUGAUUGUCCGUUCGGGUCUUCGUUCUGGAACGUCAGCGCCCACGACGGAAACACGACAGUCGUCUUCCCUGAUGCCAUCUGCAUCUUCGAAUCUGAUGCUGGCUACCCUCUCUCGCGCCAUCGUGCGGCAGGUGGCACGACCCUAUUCGGUUUCGAGAACAUUGGGGUCACCAAGGCCUCUCUUCUAACGAUGCGCUCCAUUGCCACGGUUGGCAACUAUGACUACCUCUUUGACUACGCCUUCCACGUCGACGGCUCUUUGGAGGUCACCGUCCGCGCUUCUGGGUACCUCCAGUCUUCUUUCUAUUAUCCAAACCAAAACGACAAGUGGGGCCCGCGGGUGCAGGAGGCCGUCCAAGGAUCUCUGCACGACCACGUCAUCACAUGGAAAGCCGAUUUCGACAUCCUCGAUACCGAAAACAACCUGGAAGUCACCGAGAUACGCGCAGCGCCGACAGAGCAACCCUGGUGGCCCGAACUCGGUACCUUUGAGCAGAUCGAGCUGAGCCGAUACAACAUGGAGACGGAGCAACAAUUCAACUGGGCCGAAAAUGGACAGAACAUGUACUGCGUCAAUCAUGCCACCAAGACUAACAAAUGGGGCACCAACAGAGGCUACCGCAUCGUUCCAGGGCGAUCUAAUGUUCAUCUGACCACGCUCAACUCGCCGUUCAGCCGAAACAACUCUCAAUUUUCCAAGUCUCAGCUGGCGGUUACGCGGCAACAUGACACAGAAGUGUGGGCCAACAGUAUUCAGAACCUCAACAUGCCGUACAAGCCCCAGCAAGAUUUCUCUAAGUUCUUCGAUGGCGAGAGCAUCGAAGGAGAAGAUCUGGUGGUAUGGUUCAACCUUGGUAUGCACCACUUCACAAGGUCGGAAGACGUCCCCGUGACGCUUUACAACGAAGCUGUCAGUAGCAUCAUGUUUGCGCCACAAAACUUCUUCGAUAGAGCGCAGGAUGGCGAUUUGCAGAACCGACGAUGGAUCACGCCAGCCGAGAACUCUACGACGGAGCUGGUAUACGAAAAGUUUGGUAUCGAGCUCCCCCAAUGUAGGGUGGAGCUCAAAGAGGGAAGCGUCAAGCCUCUCGAGGUUGUUUAAGCAUGUAAUCUAGGUCAGCAUAAUUAUCAGGCCGUACCGCGAUCGAAAAUACGCACGAUCUGCAAGGUCUCAAAGGUUCGAUGACCGUCCUAACAACAGCGUCCGUUUCGUGCUCCGCGUGUGUCCAAGUAGCCACAGGG
Truncatella angustata is the source of this 2736-nucleotide messenger RNA. RefSeq names its product primary-amine oxidase. The record is from RefSeq and is a predicted model, not a curated record. Gene Ontology annotation, molecular function: copper ion binding; quinone binding; primary methylamine oxidase activity. Gene Ontology annotation, biological process: amine metabolic process. The coding region runs from base 233 to 2596 and encodes 787 amino acids. Gene Ontology annotation, cellular component: plasma membrane. NCBI's taxonomy places the organism in Eukaryota, Fungi, Ascomycota, Sordariomycetes, Amphisphaeriales, Sporocadaceae. The transcript has a single exon.